Messenger RNA from Anopheles darlingi, 2457 nucleotides. RefSeq names its product CD63 antigen. The record is from RefSeq and is a predicted model, not a curated record. Bases 381 to 1085 code for a protein of 234 amino acids. The transcript is spliced from 7 exons. Gene Ontology annotation, cellular component: membrane. NCBI's taxonomy places the organism in Eukaryota, Metazoa, Arthropoda, Insecta, Diptera, Culicidae.
GUUGAAUACGCAUCGUAUCUCGUUGAAAUCGUGAUUCGCGUCGAAAAGAGCGAUAAGGAACGCGUCGCGGUAGCCUUUGGUGAGCGUGUUGUUCUGGUCGGUUUGUUCUGAACAGACCACCUCAAUCGAGAAAGUGUGGCCCUCGUAACGGAGCCGUUACCAUAGCGACCGUGGAAUAGAAAGGUGCUCUCUAUGUGCCAGUGAUUUACCCACCUCUCUGCUGCAGUGCGUUGUGGAUAUUGCCCUACAUUACACCUGAAGUUCAGUGCACUUACUGGGGUCGAAAUUUGGGAGUGCAAGUUUUUGGAGUGCGACGGAUCGAAAAGAAUCCCUAUUAUUAUCUGCUUCAAAGCAAACAUCAUCCUCGCAGCCCAACAAAAAUGCCUUCACUGGGAAUAUCGUGCGUGCGCUAUCUGGUGUUCUUCUUCAAUUUCUUGUUCGCGAUCACUGGCGGAAUCGUGGUUAUAACUGGAACCCUCAUCCAGUCGUACUACUAUCAUUACUCCAACUUUGUCGGUGAGAGCUUCUGGACCGCACCGAUUGUGCUGAUCGUUAUUGGAUCGAUCAUAUUCGUGGUAGCAUGCUUCGGAUGCUGUGGUGCUGCCAAGGAAAGUCCUUGUAUGAUCAUAACGUUCUCCAUCUUCCUCGGAGUGGUAUUCCUGGUUGAGAUCGGCAUUGGCGUUGCUGGGUAUUACAAACAUGAGCAACUGAGUGGCAUCCUGGAGAAAGGCUUCAACAAAACCCUUGAGAGCUACCCCAACGAUAAAGGGGCUCAGGAAGCUUGGAAUCUGGUACAGUCGGAGAUGCAAUGUUGUGGCAUCAAUGGUCCGGAAGACUGGGAGCCAAUCUACAAGAACGACACCGUACCGAGGGCUUGCUGUCACCGGAUGCCGGUUGGGGUGAACAAGUGCACCCGGGAGUACGCAUCUACGGAGGGUUGCUUCUCGAAGCUUUCUAACUUCCUCGGUUCUAAAUCGCUCAUCUUGGCUGGCAUCGGCAUUGGAUUGGCAAUUGUACAGCUUAUCGCGGUCCUGCUGGCAUGCUGCUUGUAUGGCUCAUUCCGGCGCCAGUACGAAACUGUCUAAAUUGUGAAAAGCGCAAUAAUAAGCAACAACAGAAACUGAGAGAAGAAACAUUCCAACUCGAAGACAUCCUUCACGAAAUGAACUGCUGUUGCGAUAUCAACGAAACAAAUUCGAAACCCUUAAAAGAUUGGUCGAAGAAGUGAAGUACCGAAAUCAAAACACUAGUACCCAGCAGCCACAUUAGUAGCUCUACGGUACUUUUUGCUCACAACUCUCAUUCCAUAAGCCUGCACAAUGUUGCUCAUCUUAUCACAUAGAAGAACUACACUCCCAGAUCCUCAAAACAAUGUCAGCAAGAUAAGAUUACAUUGGCUAGGAAAGAGAGUAGCUCACGAAAUACCUCCACACUGAGUAAUCGGAAUUCCACUCCCACCAGGCCAACAAUUUUGAAAUGGGAACAAAAUGAAAUCAAUAAUUUUACCAAUUAUCUCCUACUCCACAAAGGGAUGAUUUUAGAGGAUUUUAGAAAAGUACUCCCACUAGAGAAGUGCUGCGGCAUACGAAUCUUGUCUACGUCUCGUGCGGCUGUGGAAUAUGUGCGAUUCGUGCUAUGCACGAUGCUCGUUGUUUGUCACAUUGCAUAGGCCAACGAAUGGCGCUUGAUGUUAAUGUUUUUUUUAGGUUGUCGAGUGGAUUGGUAUGCAGCAUGGAACAACCCUUCUGCUAGGAGUCACAUUUUUCAGCGUAGUUACCCUUCCCCAUUCUUGUUUGUUCACUGGUAAAAAGGAUAUCGAAAUGUGCGAUUUAAUUAACAUUAGCUGAAUACGAGACCAAUGUACUAAAGGUUCGGUGUAUGUACUUUUGUUGGCUUCAAACGUUCUGGUUGGAGGUGAAUUAAAUCAUUUGAUGGUGUAUUUUAGCUCUCCUCAGAUUGCCUCAUUAACAGAACAUUUUGCAUUUUGGUGAAUCGCAUCUGUAGUAGAAGCAUAUUGCAAAGCAGAUAGAAUGCAGCAUUUUCAUUCAGUCCCACAAGCAAGAGUUGAGGCAAAACACUUUGCAGAAACUCAGGCAUAAGAAUCGUCUCAUAUCGAGAACACAGUGUGGUCGUUGAGGAUUAUAGGAAAGUAAGAAGACAUUAGCAGCAUGAAAGAUUUAUGAUAAAUAGGAUGAAACGUGGCGGUUGGCGCGAUGCAGAUACAAUUCAAAUCGUUCUAUAUUUUAUCGUCAUUUAUAAAUGCUACAUCUACAGUAGAUUGUAAUUCUUCACCAUCUUUAACGUAGUACGAAGAGAUAACGGUGUAUUGCGAAGUUGUCUCGCGCACUUAAGAUUUACGAUGAAAGGACUGGAUGGAAAACCGUGCACGCGUGAAAGAUCACCUAAAGUCGCACGAGAAGAAUAAAACCGCAAGAAGAAUCUCACCGAUCAGCUCGA